AUGUCAGAAUCAGAUUCUGAAGACAAAGAACCCCAAAGCAGAAGUGAGAAAUUUGCAGUAAAAUAUAUUGAUUCAUUGUCUGCUAUAACUGGUGAUGGAUCCAGUAUUGCUAGUGAAUGGAACAAGGAAGAUAAAGAAAGCAACAACUUCGAUUUUGAUAAGUCUCAGAUCACUCAUCUUGGAAGGAACCAGUUGCUGAACCUGUCACUCUUUAUUUGGCCUGGCAUCUUGGCUGAGAAUGAAAAGGAACCUGAUGACAGUGAGAUAAGCAUUACAUGCUGUCAGCCUAAUAUCUGUGCAAAGAGAGUCCAUACAUCCAAAGAUUUGGAGUCGUCGCUUGCUAGGAGCUCGGCAAAAUACGAGCAGGCUCCUAUCACCGCUGUGGUCUAUGUUGCUGAAAAGGGCAUGGCAUCACAAAAUGAUUCUCCAAUUGUGCCUAUGAACUUUCCUGAAAGCAAACAAGGCUGUCAUGAGGAGCUUUGGAACAACCAGUAUAUGGCUGUCACUCCUAAGGAAAAGGACAUUGAAUCAGCUAUCGACAUCUUGUUCCCAAAGUGGAGUGAACAGGAAGAGGUUGAAUGUGCUGGCGAUCUAUCCUUUGAGUUAUUAUUCAUGGCUAUGUGUCAGACCUUUGACCUCACCACUGUGGGCGGCUGGUUGAAAUUAUUGAAGAGGCUGAUUGUCAAGAAAUCUCCUCCACGCAUCCAAAACAUACAGAUAAUAUAUAACGCAUUUUGUCGGUCUUUAUGUUACGUGUGUACAUACUGGAUUUUCUACACGUUUUUUACAUGUUCCGUGCCAAAUUUUUUGACGCUUGUCCGCUUUUUUGACGCAUGUCCUGACGCUUGUCCGCUUUUUUUGACGCUUGUCCCAACGCUUGUCCGCUUUUUCCGACGCUUUUCCAACGCUUGUCCGGUUUUUCUGACGCUUUUCCGACGCUUGUCCACAUCUUUGACGCUUGUCUCGACUUUUUCCAAACGACCGUUAGGAAAAAGACAUCGAAACCCAAGAAGUUGA
Molecule: messenger RNA, 1017 nt
Organism: Cylindrotheca closterium
Lineage: Eukaryota; Bacillariophyta; Bacillariophyceae; Bacillariales; Bacillariaceae
Source: the annotation of a GenBank genome assembly